Ectocarpus sp. CCAP 1310/34 is the source of this 246-nucleotide messenger RNA. The record is from the annotation of a GenBank genome assembly. NCBI's taxonomy places the organism in Eukaryota, Phaeophyceae, Ectocarpales, Ectocarpaceae.
AUGUUCCAGCAGGCGCUCAGCAGCGACCAGGAGCCCAGCGGCGGCGGCGGCAGCAGCGGCAGCAGCAGCAGGCCUAGCCCUCCGCUCAGGAGUGCGUCCGGGCGCGGGUUCAGGAGGGGGUCAACGUGGAGGGAGUCGAACGCCAACGGACCGCCUCGGCGCAUGGAGGUCUCGAUCCCCCACAAGAGCCUGAAAGUGUUCGCCCAGGCCGUGCAAUGCUUGAUGAAGACGGCUUGUACACUGUAG